Molecule: messenger RNA, 1590 nt
Organism: Orbicella faveolata
Lineage: Eukaryota; Metazoa; Cnidaria; Anthozoa; Scleractinia; Merulinidae
Product: peroxisomal biogenesis factor 3-like
Biological process (GO): protein import into peroxisome membrane
Cellular component (GO): peroxisomal membrane
Molecular function (GO): protein-macromolecule adaptor activity
Source: RefSeq, a predicted model, not a curated record
UCUUUCAGUAAUUUAACUUCAAACAUUUGUUCAGACAUUUUAGGUGAGGUGUCUUUAAAAGAGAAGUUCAGCCAUGUGGAACUCACCAGACUUGUCAAUCAUAUCAGACAGUCAGUGGAAUUUUCAAACCACAGCAUACCUAUUAAAAGAAAAUCCCCUGAUGCUGCAAACCACAAGGCUAAGAAUGGCUGUCACAGCACACCACUCCAGAAAUUCAUGCUUCCCUCAGAUAUCGAAAGUUUGUGUGGUGAGGAAGCCGAUGACAACUUCAAGAACCUAGUUGGAGAAACUCUUGAUAUUCUGGACAGCGAUGAUUGUCAGAAUGUGUUGAAGAUGUGUUUGGAUGCUGGAUUUGCCCAUGUUAUGCAUAACAUGAUUCCCUUCUUCCAAGUUUAUUUUCUAAACUCUGGCGCUGUGGGCGGUAUUGAGCGUGAACCAUCUCUUGAUCUCCCACUGGCCAAGAUCAUUCCUAUCAUUAAUGGACAAGUUAACCACAUCUUGAGUGACUCGGAGAACAACUACUUCCAAGACUUGUUUAAAGUUGGCAGUGCAAGGGAAUUUGCAGCAAAUGUUUAUGAAGCAUUCAGCCUUGAGGUGGACUAGAAAUCAUGUCCUACAGAAUUCACGAAGCCAAUGUUUGAGAUGACAUUAACAAACAGUCCGGGCAUUUUCUCAGGCCAUUGGUAUAGAUGGGGAUCAGUGGGUUUGAAGUUCCACAUCCCCGCACACUCCUCCUUCCCCUUUCCCAUGCACAUUUCAAAUGUGCCUUUUGGCUCUUUAUCACAUCAGUGAUCAACCUCUAUUUUCUCCUUAAAUACUGUACAUACCAAAUCAAGCAUACAUCUGAUGAGAAUAAGGAAACUGAUCAUCCGGGAGAAUCUUGAUAUAUGUUCAAAUUCUCCUAAUUGGUACUUAAAGAAGUUUACAAAGUGUAUAAAUGGUUUUGAAAGGAAGCCUCUAGUUUAUGAAUUAAUGUAUGUCUAUCUAUUUUUUGCCCUUCUUGAGACACUGAUAGCAUAAUCCUGUAGGGUGGCAACAUUGUAAGACUAAUCUUAAGGUUUAAGGUUACAAGGGUAAUAACAUUCAUUUGUAAAUGAUCCCUCGCUCAAAAUGUUUAGUCAUUUUUUGUGAUUUACAAAAUUACAUUUGUACCUAGAAAUCAAAUGAACACAAUACAUAACAACAUCAGAUUUAGUUGUAUCAAAAAUAAUUCAGACUUGAGACAUUAGGACUGGAUUUUCUGGGAUUUACCUUCUUUAACCUGACAGAAAUGUGUCUCCCAAAGGGUCUUAAAAAGGCUGUGUGUGGACUGUUAGGAGUUUUCCUUUUUUUUAUUUAAAACCGAUUUAUUAGAAUGAAGUACAUGUACUUGUUGUAAAAUGUAGAAGUUCAAGAUUGAAGAUAUUUAAAUUAUUUUAAUUAUACUGUUUCCAGAUUCUCGGUAAUAUAUUUUCAUCACUCAAAAGUUUAUCUUGUUAGGUAAAGGCACAAAUAAUUAUAAUUUGUACCUUAGUGAAUCUCAUUUGUACAUGUUCAUAAACGGUUGUCUGUAAUCAAAACGGUGAAUAAAACAGUUACCUUCUGACCUUG